GUUUCAGGGGAAAAAAAAAAAAGGAAAGAAAGAAAGAAAGAGAGAGAGAAGGGGGAAAAAAAAAGGCGACGGAAAUCAGUCCAUCCUGAUCAACCAGCCUGGCGCGUGUCGUUUUGCCUGCAGCUGCCGGAAUCGGGGAACGUAUCAGAUGACCGCUCGCUUGGAGGUGUUAAGAUCGCAGCCUCCGUGAUCGAGCGGCUUUCAGUCGGGAAGAACGAAAGGAAGUGAUAAAUGCGCGAUCGGAUUAUUAGAAACUAAUAAUCCAUCAAGGGAAGGCUUAGUCUCUUCCUCUCUCACUCUCUCUCUCAUGGCGACUCAGGGUCAGGUCAUCACCUGCACAGCGGCAGUAGCGUGGGAGGCGAACAAGCCGUUGUCGAUCGAGGAUGUGCAGGUGGCGCCGCCGCAGGCCGGGGAGGUGAGGAUUAAGAUCCUCUUCACCGCCCUCUGCCACACUGACGCCUAUACCUGGAGCGGCAAGGAUCCUGAGGGUCUCUUUCCUUGCAUCCUUGGCCAUGAGGCUGCAGGGAUUGUCGAGAGUGUUGGUGAAGGAGUAACUGAAGUUCAACCUGGAGAUCAUGUUAUACCUUGUUACCAGGCAGAAUGUAGAGAAUGCAAAUUCUGUAAAUCUGGAAAGACAAAUCUCUGUGGUAAAGUUCGUGCAGCUACUGGUGUUGGUAUUAUGAUGAAUGACCGCAAGAGUCGUUUCUCUAUAAAUGGGAAACCUAUUUAUCAUUUCAUGGGAACAUCAACAUUCAGCCAAUAUACAGUUGUACAUGAUGUUAGCGUGGCAAAAAUUGAUCCGCUGGCUCCUCUGGAGAAGGUCUGUCUGCUUGGCUGUGGUGUUCCUACAGGUCUUGGAGCAGUAUGGAAUACAGCAAAAGUGGAACCAGGUUCCAUUGUUGCGGUUUUUGGCCUUGGCACUGUGGGACUGGCGGUUGCUGAAGGGGCAAAAACAGCAGGUGCUUCUCGAAUUAUUGGUGUAGAUAUCGACAGCAAAAAGUUUGAUACUGCUAAGAAUUUUGGAGUCACUGAAUUUGUGAACCCAAAAGACCAUGAGAAACCAAUACAACAAGUCAUCAUUGACCUCACCGAUGGCGGCGUUGAUUACAGCUUUGAAUGCAUUGGAAAUGUUUCUGUCAUGAGGGCUGCUCUGGAAUGCUGUCAUAAGGGUUGGGGAACAUCAGUCAUUGUGGGUGUAGCAGCUUCUGGUCAGGAGAUAUCUACCCGGCCUUUCCAGUUAGUCACUGGGCGUGUCUGGAAAGGAACUGCCUUCGGUGGUUUCAAGAGCCGUUCUCAAGUACCAUGGCUUGUUGACAAGUACAUGAAGAAGGAAAUCAAGGUGGAUGAAUACAUCACACACACAUUGACACUGGAGGAUAUCAAUGAGGCCUUUGAUCUGAUGCAUGAAGGGGGGUGCUUGCGCUGCGUGCUUGCAAUGCAUGCGUGAUUGUGCCCUUAUCAGCUUCUUUCAUGCAAGGACCUAGGAUUAUGAAAACAUGGCCAUUAGCGUUGGACUUUGUGCCUCCUGUUUUAUGGCAAUGUGAUCUAUAAAAAGGUUUAAGAGGAAUAAUGAAGUCAUUGCCACAUUUUUUCAUGUUUUGAGAUGUGUAUGGAUCGUCUUGUAACGAACUAUGUUGUGGUUAUUUUGCUGGUUUCUUUUUAUUUGUGAGCUAUCUGGCAUUUGAGUAUCAUACUAAUAAGCUGCUUAUCCUGGAGAUUACAGUCUUGAAA
This is a messenger RNA of Elaeis guineensis (African oil palm), 1731 nucleotides long. Its product is annotated as alcohol dehydrogenase class-3. Gene Ontology annotation, biological process: formaldehyde catabolic process. Gene Ontology annotation, molecular function: zinc ion binding; alcohol dehydrogenase (NAD+) activity; S-(hydroxymethyl)glutathione dehydrogenase [NAD(P)+] activity. The record is from RefSeq and is a predicted model, not a curated record. Gene Ontology annotation, cellular component: cytosol. NCBI's taxonomy places the organism in Eukaryota, Viridiplantae, Streptophyta, Magnoliopsida, Arecales, Arecaceae.